Macrosiphum euphorbiae (potato aphid) is the source of this 609-nucleotide messenger RNA. Lineage: Eukaryota; Metazoa; Arthropoda; Insecta; Hemiptera; Aphididae. The record is from the annotation of a GenBank genome assembly.
AUGCAUAAUGUUAAAUCCAAUGCUAUAUUUUUAAUUGUUCCGAGUCUAUCGACGCAACUUAUUCUGGGAAACAAUUGGUUAACCGAUAACAAAAUUAUAAUUAAUUACAAUGAUAAAAUUAUCUCCUCUGCGUUUUGGAAUGAUAGUCCAGACGUAAUUAUUAAAUCCGAUAAAAUUAUUCCUCGUAUUGACACCAUAUUAGAUAAUAUUAUGUGUAUGUCUCUGGACGACGAAUAUAACCACGUUGAUAACGACACCAGUUUAUCAUACCCAUUAGAGUACAAAGGUGACAACGGCAUAUUAGCGAUAAACCAUCAAAAUGCCAUUAGUGGUAAUCAAAUAACCGGUAGCAUAGUAGACACCGAUGAACAACGACAAUUAGACCAAUUACUUGCUGAUUAUCAAGAAAUAUUUCAAGACCAUCCUGGGCGGCAUAAUUACUUCUCAUAUCGGUUUAAGGUCAUUGACCACAAGCCUUUCCGAUUAAAACCAUAUCCCGUUCCAUUUGCACGGCGUCCCGCGAUACAACGUGAACUAAAUCGAAUGUUGGACUGGGGGGUGAUUGAGCGAUCUGAGGCAGCGUAUAACAAUCCAAUUUUGAGUGUUUAA